AUGGAUUUGAUGAUACGAAGACAUGAGUUCUUUGAGGCCCAUUGGAACUGCUCGCAAUACAACGCUAGUGCGAUUCCGGAGAGCGAGCGACGACAUCCCUUUUAUGGACUGUUCUUGUUCGGCGUCAGUGUGGUCUACAUGGUAAGGGAGGUCUUAAUUUGCUGAUUUUAGGGAGUUUUUGAGUCAAAUCACAGGGCAUAUUGUGAACAUUCAUCCACUGAAGUUUUACUCCGUUUUUAACGGCAACGCGAUGUUCAACGGGCUUCUUUACAAGAGUACGAAAAAUCCCGAAGGGUCAGCCAGACAAAAAGGAACUUUAUCUGUCUGGCCCACUCUCCACAUUUUGCGUGCUCUCCCGUGAAAAGAUCGUUGAAAUGCCGCUGAAAAGCCCGACUAAAGCUUCCGAGAAUGAAUUGAAGACUACGAACUUAAAGUUUUGCAUUUAACGCCCGAUCUAUUGCAGUCGGGAAACGAGUUCAAGGGAUACGCCCAGAUCUUUCCGCAAGCUUUAUAGCUCCAAUUAUACAAGAUUUUAAAGGUAUAUUAAGUGAAAUUGCGGGGCAAUUGUGUAAACUGAAUUUCACGCUAUUUUGUUCCACGUGUUUUCUAAGUUUGUAAACAUCGGAAAGGUUAUUUAUUUCGAAAAUUUCUGGAAUUUCGUGGAUUACAGAUGCUACCGUAACACUACCAAGUUUCCAAGGAAAUAGUUACGGAAGAUGUAAAUGGAAACAACAACAACCUGAGAUUAUAUUACUUCAGGUACUGUACGUCCCAUGUUUGUACGCGAUGACCAGGAAAGAGCUCUACGCCAAUCCCUGCUACAAGAUCAUGGUCCAGAUGGCCUGCUACGACUGCAUUACCAUCCCAAUUACCGGUCUUUUAUCCGGAUUUCUCAGCUUUUACGGAGUGAUGUAUUGUGAUGCAAGAUUGAUGAAUAAUAUUGUUGGAACUGUACUACUUGGUAGGAAACUUUAUUUCCUAUUUCGACAAAAUCAUUAAAUUUAAAGUUUCGUAGUCUUUACACUAUUUGGAUACAAAAAUGAUAUUACAGUUGACCUUUUAAGGGUUUGGAUGGCAUACUCCUGGGCGGCGGUGAUCCUAGCGCUGAACCGCAUUGCCUCACUAACUGACAAGAAACACUGGUUCCGAAAAAAUCCCGUCUACUUCUGGCUGUCCAUCCCCUUGCUGGUUGGCCUGGUGUCUUCGGUUUUUGGAACCCCAGUCGCGUACUCUCCCAUCUUGGGAAGCUGGACGUUCAACCCAUUCAUCGAGAGUGUGGUGGAUGUAGACAACUUUGUAAGAACAUGUUCUACAUGGACGUAUCACAAAAUGUAGCAAAAUACCUCCCUCUCCAAGUGAAAAGUCUCCGAUUUCAAAAGCCGCCCGCUCUUUUUGUAAGGCAUGGUUCAAAACGGAGUUUCUUUAGUUGUAGAGAGGCAUUUCGCCACAUUUUUUGAUGCUUCCCGUAUGCAAAAUGGUACGUUUUUCGCCACUGGGUCAGGUCCAGCACUGUAAAAUCUUGAUAUUACGAUGAUUUAAUUUAUGUCCCAAAAUAAUAAAAGAUAUCUGACAUACGCCUGAAAAUCCCCUAUAAGGUCCGUUUUCAGUAUUCCAUGCCAAUUCACAAUGCAGACAACCUGUCCUUCAGCAUUAUACUGCCUACAAUUUACAUCGUCUUCUUCCUGAAAAACCGAGCCUUACUAAAGAGUAAAAGUCACUCAGUAGCUUCGAAAAAGGAUUUCAGUGUAAGUUUACUCCAUCUUCUACAAGGCAAAUGUAUUUUCCCCAAUAAAAGAUUGAUCUUUGUUAAAAACGAGAUCACCUGACCUAGUACAAUAUAAAUCUGUCAAAAACCCUAUAAAAAGCCUAUCUUCAGCUGUUCAUUCAAUGCUGUAUAAUCAGUGCCUGCAUCACUGUAGCUGCCACCGGCUAUACCUUCAUUCAAUUCUUGCCGCUACCUUUGUGGAUCGCUAAAGUUAGUCACAUCUUGUGGCUUCUAGUGCAAGGUAAAUAAAACUUAUCCGAAAGGAUAUUAAUCCCCUAAAAAUCCAUUAAAAUAUUAUCUGCAGGCUCUCCACCAAUAGUCUACCUUCUAAUCAACCGGAGUAUUCAACGAAUCCUCCUCAAGAAGAUCCUUUUUCACGUCAAAUCGACGUUGGCCAGUAACUCGGGUGGUGGAAAUUCGUUUGGAAAUGUGAUCGGUACCGCUCCGAGCAAUGCAUAUUCCUAA
This is a messenger RNA of Bursaphelenchus xylophilus (pine wood nematode), 2230 nucleotides long. The record is from the annotation of a GenBank genome assembly. Lineage: Eukaryota; Metazoa; Nematoda; Chromadorea; Rhabditida; Aphelenchoididae.